Mercenaria mercenaria is the source of this 2810-nucleotide messenger RNA. RefSeq names its product receptor-type tyrosine-protein phosphatase S-like. The record is from RefSeq and is a predicted model, not a curated record. The transcript has 11 exons. Gene Ontology annotation, molecular function: protein tyrosine phosphatase activity. Bases 1 to 1101 code for a protein of 366 amino acids. NCBI's taxonomy places the organism in Eukaryota, Metazoa, Mollusca, Bivalvia, Venerida, Veneridae. Gene Ontology annotation, biological process: protein dephosphorylation.
AUGAGCAUUGUCUCCAUAAAGAGAAAUAACAAACAGACACAAAGGCUAUCAGAAAACAAAAGACAUAAUGCAGUCUGUCCAGAAAGCUCUGCAUCCAACGAUGAUAACCAUCCCACACACUGUCUGUCCAAAAGCACUGCUGAAUAUGCCACAAUCGAGAGGAAACAUCCAGAUACGAUGUUCCAAGAAGGCACAGCAGAAUGUGCUGAAACAUUUGACGAUCACAUAUACUUCAAUGAAGAUGAAGUAAUGAAAAGAAAAAUUCCGUUAGAUCAACUCAGAGAGUUUGUACAAAACAAAACUAUAGACAAUUAUGUUGAAGAAUUUAAGGAAUUACCGUCGGGACUUAUUAAACCGCAUAAAGCUUCACAGAAGAGAGAGAACAUACUGAAAAACCGUUACAGAGAUAUAUACCCUUAUGACAGUAAAAGGGUAAUUCUACGGGAAGGUAAAUCUGACUACAUUAAUGCAAGUUACAUAGACGGUUACAUGAAACAAAGAGCAUACAUUGCUUCGAUGGGGCCGACAAUCAAACAAAUGGGUGCUGAUUUUGAUGUAUUCUGGAACAUGGUCUGGCAGGAGAGGGUAGACAAAAUUGUUAUGCUGACCAAUCUUAGAGAGUCGGGGGUACAGAAAUGUGACAAAUAUUGGCCUGAUGAAGGAUGUUGUAACAAGUAUGGGCACGUGAAGGUCAUGUGUCAGGUUGAAGAGAUCUAUGCUAAUUAUACAGCCAGGAUCUUCACAAUGGAGAAAACAGAGAGAAGGACGCUUUAUCAGAUGCAUUUUACAGUCUGGCCAGACAAAAGUACACCACAACAAGUUUCCAGUUUAACAGAUUUCUGGGAGAAAGUAAAAGGCAUAAGUACAACAGAAGAUGGGCCUAUGAUUGUUCAUUGCAGUGCAGGGGUUGGCCGAACGGGAACUUAUAUAGCACUGGACAUAUUAGCCAAUGAAGGAAUGUCUGAGGGUCACGUGGAUGUUUUUGCAUGUGUCAGAAACCUGAGGGAAGAACGCGUCUGCUUGGUACAGACAGUGGGCCAAUAUCGAUUCCUCCAUGAGGCUUUGUUACAGAUCCUGUCCCCUGAUAACACCAAUGUAUAAUAAACAACACCCAAUUUAACAAGAAGUGCAAACAUCGCAUUACCUGUUAUGAACAGUCACCAGCAAUAAAAUUGGAAAUUAUCAUAACAUAGUGCAGCCUGUUAAAAUGACAGCACGUUCCGACAUCUGCUAAAGUUCGCUAGGCUGACAAAACAUUUUUUACCAAAUAAACGCUAAAUGUUUGAGUAACUGCUAUGUGAGUGUAUUUUAUGUUCUUUAGCCGCUAUUAAUUCGCGAAUCUCCUUGUAUAUAUGCUUGCAGAAUGUUAUAAUAAUUACCUACGAUGAGGUACUAGAGCUGAAAUAGAUAGAAAAAUAACUGUUAUUAAAGUAAACAGUAUAUGAAAAGAAAGCAAGAAUAAGUACAGACAGUCGUUGCUGAAUUUCAUGCAAUAAGUUAACACAUACAUAUUAAUUAUUCUGUGACAUUGGUUUGAUAUUGGGAUGAUAAUGUAACCUGUGUAGUCUGGCCAAGUUUGAGAGUGCGCUUUUAUUGCACAAAGUAUAUAUUUCCCGACUACCAUGAAUUGAAUUCAAUGGCAAAUUCUACAAUGGAGAGGGGGUGGGGGGAGGGUAAAAUAUAAGGAUAUACUUGUACUGCAAUGUUAUAAAUCAAACUUUUAAAUCGAUAUGAGUGUUUGCCUUAGGUGUAAGAGGUCCCGAGUUUAUGUCCAGCUUGUGGGUGCAGGUGCACAAUUUCAAGACUGCUCUACAUGUAUCAUAAUAAGCAUUAUUGAUAUUUGAUAAAACUGUUAUAAUAACGUGAUUCAUUUGCAUGCACAAUUUUUGUACAAAGUUAAAAGCUGUUAUAACUUUAUGUUUUCAUGAAUUUUCCCGCUAACAUUGCGAGGGCGCAACGCAAGCACAUGUGAAAUGAAGGCAGCGUAUUUUUGCUUCAUGCCGUCGAUUUGUUCUUGCCUUUAUUCUCAGGUAUAAAAGUAAGUAAGUAAGUAAGUAAGUUUUCAUAUGUUUAAAAUGUAUAUAACUGAAAUGAUGAAGAGGAUUUACAUAUUUGGAUAUCGGCAAUAAAUAUGCUUCAGACGAAAGGACAAAUAUUGGUAAUUAAUUAAUGUCUAAAGUCUGAAUCUACAAUGUUUUCAUGUUUGGAAUUCUGUACUGAUUUUUCUUAUUUGAUGUUUGAAAAAGGAGUUGCACCAGUUCGUAUGCUACAUAUAAUUAAUUGCCGUCAUCAUUAUUAUGUUCCUCAGUUUCUGCAUGUACAUGACUUCCAACGAUGAAGUUUCUGUCUUUGUAUUCAUUUCAAAAUUUAAAAAAAAAUAUGUCUUAAGCAUUUAAAACUGCAAUUGUCGCAUAUUUCUAGAACAAUUUGCUUGACGUGUACAUGUAAUUGUUUUCAUUUUUUUUGAAUUUUGUAUUCCUUAUUCCGCUUUGUGAAUUAUGACGUUCUGCAGAAACUCAGAAUGAGACCCAUUUUGUUAUUGGCUGUAUUCUAUAUAUCACAUAGCGUGAAAACCUAUAGAAGACAGUCAGUAAUUAUUCACUUACUUCUCAAAUAUGACCUCAUAUAGCUUAUAAGUAGUGAAAAUACUGAAUGUUAUCAACCUUUUAGCAAGUUUAUGAAUGUUAUAACAUGAAGUGUGAAUUGUUUAGAAAUAUCUGUAUAACAACACAAUAAAAUGAUGUAAAUACGUGUGCUUGUUCUGGUCAUUACUUACUUACAAUCUGUAAAAAUAUGUUUGUGCUCAGCCG